This is a messenger RNA of Drosophila takahashii, 1469 nucleotides long. RefSeq names its product shutdown (gene shu). Gene Ontology annotation, molecular function: peptidyl-prolyl cis-trans isomerase activity; Hsp90 protein binding. NCBI's taxonomy places the organism in Eukaryota, Metazoa, Arthropoda, Insecta, Diptera, Drosophilidae. The record is from RefSeq and is a predicted model, not a curated record. Gene Ontology annotation, cellular component: cytoplasm. Gene Ontology annotation, biological process: piRNA processing; spermatogenesis.
UGAAAAAUUCCAAAAGAAAAGCGCCAUUUCAGCGAUUUUCGGUUAACGCACAAUUCAUAAACAAUACUCGUUUUCUGUGAACUAUGGAGGAGUCCUACCAUCCCUUUGGCACCCAAAUGCUCAAGGAGCCCUUCACCUAUUCCGAGCUCGUGGACAAGGGCGUUGAGUUCGAGGUGGACAUGGGGCAGCGGAGCAAUGGCAGCCAUGAAUUGGGCCUGGAGAGCGACAGCGACUACGAGGAUGCCGAGGAUGUGGACAACGAGGCACUGCGUUCACCGUGGACGCAGUCCUUCGACGAGCUGCGUGUCCUGAUGAACAGGAUCGACGACUACAUGUACAAGCGGAUCACCCGCGAGGGUCACGUGGAGCGGGAAGUGGUGCCCGAGAAGGCCAGGGUGUCGGUGCGCUACAGCUUCUACUGGGAGGGCAGUGGCGCCCCCUUCGACUCCUCCAUGCUGCGCGGCACCAAGUUCGAGUUCGAGACUGGCCAGAAAAUGGUGAUCGUGGGCCUGGAGUCGGCGGUGCGCACCAUGCGUCCCUACGAGCAGGCCGAGUUCAUCAUCUCCUACAAGCUGCUAUUCGGGGAACUGGGCUGUCCGCCGAGGAUCAAGCCCAAGGCGGACGGGCUGCUGAAGGUGGAGGUCAUUGACUAUUCGCUGAUAGGCGAUGCGGAGGCCAUCGAUGGGAUCGCCAAGGAGGACCGCGACAAGUUCUGUGUGGUCUAUCCAAAGGCGCAGGACAUGCACCUGCACGGCAAGGAUUGCGUGAAGCGCGGGCGCUAUCGCGAUGCGGCGACAUCCUUUGAACGAGCCGUCAACUCCCUCAACUACUGUCGAAUGGGCAAUGACGAGGAGGAGCGCAGGCAAACCGAACUGUUGAUUACCCUGAAUCAAAACCUGAUGAUCGUCUACAACAAGCUGAACAAGCCGCAGCGCUCCUGCAUCAUGAUGAAAGCCCUUCGUCGCCUGACUCUAAACAAUCCAUCCUGCAAGGCCCUCUUUCUGGAGGGACGCGCCCUGGCUGCUUUGGGCGAAUACGACCGGGCUCGAGAUGUCUUCCUGCAGGCUCAGGCAAAGCAGCCGGAGAACAAGGAGAUCAGCGAUGAGAUCAUCAGCAUGAAUAAGAGAAUCAGCAAGUACAAGGAGGCCAGUCGUGAACUUUGGUCGCGGGCCUUUGCGGCAAAGAAGCCAGAGUCAAGUGGUCCAAAAACGGCAGCUCAGCAGGAGAAGGAAGCCAAGGAACAGCGGUUCAAGGACGAAAUCGAAGAAUUGAUCAACGAGUUCGAGAGCUCUGACGAGAAAUCCAUGAAUUUUUCCCGUAAAAUGUUUUCGGACGCGCAGUUUGAAACGAUUUGUAAUCUGGUCAAAGAUCACAAUAUGAAGCUGACUUUGUCGCCCAUUCACGAGGAUGUCUUGACUUUGUCGAAGCUGGAAGUCAAGUCAGCUUAAAAUUACUGAAGAAAUCAGUAU